UCAAUCCACAUGAGCUCAUCCAGUUACUUGCGGUGAAUUUGGCGAAGGCUGCGCGGAGCAGCAUACGAAUGUUAUUUAUUUAUUAAUAUUAUUGUAUUAAUAUACUUUCAAGCUUGGCUUUCAAGCCCUGUGUAAAACAAUAAAAUAGAACACUACUUGUAUUAGCCCACGCUAUUUUGCUCCACUUACUUGCAAACUCUUGGCCUAACGCGAACUUCGAAAAGUAAUCUUCACUAGUUUGAAAAUCAAUGACUGACUUACUCUGGCAGCCCCGCGACCAACUGUCAAUGUCAGCCCAGCCUGUGUUGAUGGGCGACCAAAAAGUGACUAACUUAUUAUUUAAAUAAAAAAUGAUUGGUACAAUAACAACAUAAACUAUGUCGAUGGACGAAAACGAAUUCUUUAAGCAGACCGUGCAACAUCUGGCUCGCUGUUUGUCCAACAUACAGCCGACACCAUGGGAAAAAGUAAACACCUUGUUCAUGCUAUGCCCACAAGCAAGCUCAACUCUCGUAGUAACAACCCGCAGCAUGGAGGCCUGCAUAGCCCUAGGGCUGUACUACUUGCAGAGCGGAAUGCAGCACCAGGAUAAGCUGCAUCCGUACUUUCUGAAGGUGCUAAAGUGCCUCACUACGGCUCAGUUUGAGGAACCGGUGUGCCGGAUAAAGAGUGGGGACCGGAUCCCCAUGUCAGAGAAGUUUAGCUUCUGUCUGAACACGCUUCUAUCCGACUUGGCCACGAAACAGCCCUCGCUGCGAGAGGAAAUCAUCACGGCGCAGAUCGAGCUGAUGGCGAGCCUUACCCAAGUAAUUCUGGAGUGCCAUCAGACCAGAGACUAUAGUGGCAGUGUAUCCAAACUGCAGCUGUGCAAGGGGACUAUACCUGUGCUUAUAGGUCUCGCGAGAUCCAUGGGCCGCUUCGCUACCAUCGACCCCCCUCUCCUCUGCCGCCUUUUCCCCCAACCGCCCAGCCCAGUCAAAAACAAAGAGCCUGAACCCAACUUUGAAUACUCCACGCUAGACAAAAAGAGGAAAUUCAACCAAUUCCGACCGAUCAUACCCAGAUCUCUAUCAGGGAAUCUCAACCCUGUAGAGCAUAUCAUGGAAAACGGGAACGAUACAGUCGAUGGAACCUUAAAAAGAGGAUCUCUCAACAGUUACCAUUCUGUCCCCUACGACCCUACGACUUACUUCUUCCAUAAGUUUGGGUCCAGUUUCAAUCAGUUCCCGUACAUGAGGUUCUCCGAGUCUCCAGAGAGGAGAAUAAAUGUUCAGUUCUAUGUGAGAUAUCUGCAGAACAUUCUGUCGUAUGCGAAGAAGUUGCUGACCAAAGAUUUGCUGGCGUUUUUGGAUGAAGAGGCGGAUGAUAUAUACGCGGCUGGGCAGAUACAGGUUUUCCCGUACAAGUCGUUCUCCGAGACGCUGAACCUAGUCAUGGUGACUCUGCUGAGAGAGAUACUACAGCACCAGAAAGAUCUACCCGGACCCUUCACCAAAGAUGUGCAAGAAUUCGUAAAAUGCCUGUUCUUAAGCGGGCAAACCGAGCUGCAAUCGCGCCAUCAUGACGCCUCCGAAAAGGAAGACCGAGAGAGCAACUUCGCUACCGUCAACAAGUUCAAGGUCAACGUCAUGGCGAACUCCGCGUGCGUCGAUCUACUCGUCUGGGCCAUUGGUGAUGAGACAGGUGCCGAUUCAUUGUGUGGCCGUCUGACUGAGAAGAUAAACUCGAAUCACAAUCAUAAAUUGAUACUGGCGCAUAUGCCUCUUCUCAUGGUCUGUCUUGAAGGACUUGGUAAACUCGCAACGAAAUUCCCCACGAUCGCGAACACUUCGAUAUAUUGCCUCAGGGACUUCCUCGUCACUCCCUCGCCGAUAUUAUUUAAACUGCACAAGUUAGAGCUGGAAAAGACGGGAAAGGAACAUAUGAAAGUUACAUUACAAGGUAAAGAGCUGCAAGGCAUGACGGAGAACGGGGUCCCGGUCAAAUCUACGCCUUUCGAGAAGCUUCGAGACGCGGCCAUAGAGAACCUUUGCGUUGCCUUAGAGGCGGCACUUACUGUGGACCCCUUCUGUGUGCCUGCUCUCGUGGGUUCCGUCAGUAACAGACUAUUCACAGCUGAGACUAGUGACAGUGAAUCAUCAUUGAUAAGCACCAACAUAGUGAUAAUGUUGGGCCACGUGGCAGUGGCGUUAAAAGACACGCCGAAGACUACGGACACGGUUCUUCAGUUCUUCCAACAGAGAUUAUGCCGCGCCCCAUCAUCCCUGGACACGCUGAUAGUGGACCAGCUGGGCUGCAUGGCGCUGGCCAGCCCCGCGGGCCCGGCGCACGACGAGAUCAUGCGCAUGUUCACCGUCAUCACCGUGGAGGCCGCCUCCGCCGCCUACCACCACACCGACGACCGCAAGCAGUACAGACACGUCUCCGGCGCCGUUCUGAACGCGCUAGCGAACAUCGCGGCGAACGUCCGAGGCACGAGCGCCCGUCUCGAGCUGCUCACUCGUCUACUCGAACUGUUCGUGCAGCUGGGAUUGGGCGGCGAGCGCGCUACUGAUCGCUCACCAGCACCCGUGCUCAAGAGCUCAGGCAGCGCGGGGAACCUUGGUGUACUCAUACCCGUCAUAGCGGUAUUAGUGAAGAGACUGCCCCCCAUAAAGAACCCGAAGCCCCGGCUCCACAAGCUCUUCCGGGACUACUGGCUCUACUGCGUAGUCAUGGGAUUCACGGCGGCAGAAUCACGGUUAUGGCCGCAAGAAUGGUACGCCGGUGUAAAAGAGAUAGCAGUAAAAUCUCCGUACUUGGUCUCGCAAACUUCACUCCGUUCCGACCUGCGCGAGCUUCAGUACACUUCAGCUGUCAGAAACGAUUCUGUAUCAGUGACAGAGCUUCAGGAGUUGAAGACGCAGAUAUUGAACCUUUUGGACCAUCCUCAAGAUGUAUCGGUGAUAGUUGGCAAGCUCACGUUUGCUCCGUGUAUGUAUCUGCUCAGUGUGUACUGGCUGGAGACGUUAAGGGUGACUAACUCUCCGGAGCCCAGUCUACAGCCGAUCAUCGAGUACCUGAGUGACACAGCCCUGCAAAAGGACAAGAGUAUGAUGUGGCAAUGCGUCGCCAGUGUCGGCGACAAAGUAUUCCUCAAAUUCCUGGACGUGAUGUCAGAGAAGGUGAAGGACGAGUCCCGAGAGCGCGAGCUCGAGAGCCACGCUCAGUUCCUAUUGGUCAAUUUCAACCACAUACAUAAACAGAUACGACGAGUGGCUGACAAAUGGUUGGCUGGGCUUGUGGACCGGUUUCCUCAUCUGCUGUGGAACUGUAGGGUCCUCUGGUCCAUGUUGGACAUCCUGCAAGUCCUGAGCUAUAGCUUGGAGUUAGACCCCAAUCAGGAGACGCCGCUGCUCAAAGUGCCCGGCACUGACUUCACUCUGCAGCUGCAGGACACCUUGGAAGGUAGAGAGGGAAUAGUAAAAGAUUUCGCCGAUCGCUGCCACGGAAUAGUUCAGGAGGCCAUGAAAUGGGCACCGCAAUCCACACGCUCGCAUCUGCAGGAGUACCUGAAUCAGGUCCCGAACUCAACACUCUGGCACCACGUAGGGCUGGCGCUCGCGACCGGGGCGUUGCUGGGCGCGGCGGGACUCAACCGCGCGUCGGCCCCUCUGUCCCGCGCCGCUCUAGAGAAGCGUCCCUCCUGUGUUACGCAGGAUUCAGCUGCGUUGCUUGCUGUAGUGUCACAAAGGAGUCGAUAUGCCGGUGAAGUGGCCGGAGCCGUGAUAGCGGAAGGCGGCGGCGAGGCUGCCUUAUGGCGCGUGGGCGCUCGCCUCCACACCGCACUAAAAGACGCCUGCAGCAGCGAGAGCGAGACGGCGCAUCGUGCGGCAUUGUGGCGUGCUACAGCGCUGCUAGUACAUGCGCGACAUCAUGCGACGCAGGAUGGUACGGCACGUGCGCUGUUGCAUUCAGUGGCAUGGUCCCAAGUGGACAUAUUCACCGAAGACGCCGUGACGUCCGCCGUGGAGUGCUGGCAGUGGCUGACCACGGCGCGGCCGGAGCUGGAGCUGCGGCUGCUGCAGGAGAUGUUCGCCGCGUGGCAGUGCACCGUGGAUCGCCGCAUGGGGCUCUUCUCGCCGCAAACUGAGGAGACCAGCCCGCUAGCCGCCUAUGAGGGGUCCAAGCUAGAACCUCGACCACCAUUCGUAGCGCCGCAUGCAGUGUGGGUGCGCUACUUCUGCGAGCUGGCCGAGACCGCCAAGUACAAUAGCUACGAGAAGGUCGAGAUGCUCGCCAGCAUGCUCCAUAGAUCUUUGCCAUUGGCCGUUGGAGAUGUUCGGGACAAUAUAAACAGACACGUAGAAGCCGUUGGUGUCAGAUUCAAACUAUUAUCCUGCGGCCUAUCUCUCCUACAAGGCGACAUCCUACCCCGUUCUCUCGCCCGAAACAUCCUUAGAGAGCGUGUAUAUAGUGCUUGCUUAGAUUACUUCUGCAGAGGCCUGCAGUGUCCCAGCAAAACGUCCUGUGCGUUGAGAGAGGACAUCAUAUCGCUCAUCAAGUUCUGGCAGCUGAUGCACUCCGAUAAGAAGUAUUUGAAAAGCAGUGAUAUUGGUGAUUUCGACCAGCUGGGCCCUAGCAGUCAACAAAGUAUCUACACGUCGAACUCCCCUACUGACGCGCGCUCGUCGGUCAACAGCAGCGACAUCGGCAACCGGCAGACCACCGGCUGGAUCAACACGGUCCCGAUGUCAACCACCACGCUCAGCAGCGGCGCCGGUAGCAUCGCCGGCAAGCGGUCGAAUAGAAGCGUGAAGCCGCCGGCCAAGUCUCAGGACACGUUCGUAAAGGAUUACGUUAGGAAGAGGAAUCUUAUUCUGGAGCUUAUGGCUGUAGAAAUAGAGUUCCUGGUCACGUGGCACAACCCGCAUGGACGUCCCGAGCAGGCCAUCCCCGGCGAGGACAACAUCGCCACGUGGCGCUCCAAGCCCAACACCGAGCGCACGUGGCGAGACUACGCCAAGCUGGCCUGGGACAUCAGCCCCACGCUGGCCGUGUUCCUGCCGGAGAGGUUUAAUAACGAGGGUAUCAUCGCCGAAAUGCGUCGCAAAGUGCAGGCCCAGCCGACCGCUGUUUGCCACAUCCCCCAAGCCCUCAAAUAUCUGGUCACAACGGAGACUUUACUCAACGACGCGCAUGAGCUAGUCCACAUGGUGACAUGGGCGCGCGUGACCCCGGUGGAAGCGCUGUCGUACUUCAGCCGGCAGUACCCGCCGCACCCGCUGUCGGCGCAGGCCGCCGUGUCCGCGCUGACGUCCUACCCGUCCUCCGCCGUGCUGCUGUACAUCCCGCAGCUGGUGCAGGCGCUGCGCCACGACACGAUGGGCUACGUGUCAGAGCUGAUAAAGUCCCUGGCUCGCAAGUCGCAGGUGGUGGCCCAUCAGCUCAUAUGGAACAUGCAUACUAAUAUGUACACCGACGAAGAAAUGCAUAACAAGGAUCCGGUCCUCUACGAUACACUGGAAGCGUUGACAAAGAACAUAGUCGACACACUCUCAGGGCCCGCCAAAGCGUUCUAUGAACGUGAAUUUGACUUCUUCGGGCAGAUCACGAACAUCUCCGGAAUCAUCCGACCGUACCCGAAGGGCGCCGAGCGGAAGAGAGCGUGCCUUGAGGCCUUGAAGAAUAUUAAAGUCCAACCGGGAUGUUACCUGCCGUCUAACCCAGACUCGAUGGUACUAGACAUCGACUAUAAGAGCGGUACUCCCAUGCAGAGCGCAGCGAAAGCGCCGUACCUUGCACGGUUCCGUGUGCGCAAGUACGGCAUCGCCGAGAUGGAGGCCGUGGCGAUGGCCGUGGCGGCCGGCGAGGACCCGCCCGCUGAAGAUGGCAAAGACCGCUUCACCUCCAUGGUGGCGGAAACGUGGCAGGCGGCCAUCUUCAAAGUGGGCGAUGACGUCAGACAGGACAUGUUGGCGCUGCAAGUGAUCUCCCUGUUCAAGAACGUGUUCCAACAAGUCGGGCUCGAUCUGUAUCUGUUCCCGUACAAGGUGGUGGCCACGGCGCCUGGGUGUGGUGUCAUAGAGUGCGUGCCGAACGCGAAGUCAAGAGAUCAACUUGGCAGGCAGACGGAUAUCGGCAUGUAUGAGUACUUUAUCAAGAAGUAUGGGGAUGAGACUACUAGAGAGUUCCAGGCGGCAAGGAGAUGUUUCGUGACUUCAAUGGCGGCGUACAGCGUCAUCGGCUUCCUACUGCAGAUCAAGGACCGUCACAACGGCAACAUCAUGCUUGACACCGACGGACAUAUCAUACAUAUAGAUUUCGGGUUCAUGUUUGAAUCGUCACCCGGCGGCAACCUGGGCUUCGAGCCCGACAUCAAGCUGACGGACGAGAUGGUGAUGGUGAUGGGCGGCAAGAUGGAGGCGCCGGCGUUCCGCUGGUUCUGCGAGCUGUGCGUGCAGGCCUUCCUCGCCGUGCGACCAUACCAAGAAGCCAUAAUAUCCAUGGUGUCCCUCAUGCUGGACACCGGCCUGCCCUGCUUCCGCGGGCAGACCAUCCGCCUCCUGCGGUCCCGCUUCGCGCCCAACUCCACAGAGAAGGAGGCAGCUGCCUUCAUGCUCUCCGUCAUCAGGAACUCCUUCCUCAACUUCAGGACCAGGACGUAUGACAUGAUACAGUAUUAUCAGAACCAGAUCCCGUAUUAAUUUGUAAAUUAUAGGGAAAAAAGUGAAAUUGAAGCCCAUAGGACACCGGCUACAUGCGCUAAAAUGAAGCCAUAAUAUCCAUGGUAUUGUAACACUUGCAUGGCACUGGCAAGACAGAGACAAAACAUCCUGAUCACGGAAAUACAUCCUGGUGAAGCAAAACAUCCUGAUCACGUAAAUACAUCCUGGUGAAGCAAAACACAUCCUGGUCACGGCACCAAAUUGUGACACGUAAAUGUCACAUCUUUCAUACUGGACACCGGCCUGCCCUGGUUCCACGGGCAGACCAUCCGCCUCCUCCAGUCCCACUUCGCGCCACUUCCUCGGAGAAGGAGGCGGCGCCUUCAGGCUGUCUGUAAUAAGGAACUCGUUCCUCAACUUUCGGAAUCAGAUUAGAUUCCGUAUUAAUUUGUAAAGUUUGAGAAGAUUGAGAUUGAAUCUGAGAUUUAAAACCACCUCGACUACUAGACGGUACACAAACGAUAAUCAAGGUCACCGCACAUAAGCGCUCUCGUACAAAAUUAAUAUUGGAGCGCAGUACAGUACUGUAGCUUGUUUCGGUUGUGCCCACAAUUACCAACAGAACUCGUGUUAAUUAAAAACAUUUACGAAUAUUGAGCUGUAGUAAUGCGUGGGCUCUUACAGUAUAAAAUACAACUCAGUUGUGCUCGAAUCGUAGCAAUUUACAAGCGAAAUUGUACCUAUGUGCGGUGACCUCGUGCUUUGUAAACGCUUAAUAAUGCGGUAUCUGUGUCUAAAACUUUAGUAAUGGUAUUGAAUGAAAUAUUGAUACAACGAAAAAUCAUUGAUCUGUUCUUAUAUCCUUGAUACUAAAAUCAAGCGCUCGAUUGCGCAAUCUACAGGUCGAUUCACAAGAGCUGGCAUGAAUGGAAUGAACGAGUGAAUGAAAAUAUUUUUGUGUGUAUCACAUUAACCAAUAAAAUGGUGGCUCUGACUGUAUACCGAAGUUACUACUGUAUACCAGCUUUCGUGAAUCGACCUGUGCUCUGUACCCAGUAAGUUGCGUAAAAUCUAAGACAAUUUCGUAUUUCGAAUUUGACAAGUAAACGAAAUGGCGCUGUACAGCUCCAUACAAUUUGCGGCAAGUCUGUCAAAAGUUGACGUUUGACAAUCCAGUGACCGCAGAACAUAUGGCGCAGUACAGCGCCAUCUGUGUUGGAUGUCAAAAUAAGGAGCACGUUUCUUUCUUAGACUUGGUAUCAAGGACAUUAAAAUCGGUUUAAAGACUGAGCAAACGCUAAUAAGGAAAUUGUAUUCGCGAUUACGAUAUUCGCACUAUUUCGUUGCUUUAGUAAAACAAUAUAGUAUCUUUAACUAAAGACCAAGGUAUAAAGGAAAGGACCUUUUGCGGUUGGAACAAUUAAACUUGACAUUCAAAAUUAAACCUUGGCGUUCUAGAUAUAAAGUUUGCGGUUGGAACAAUUAAACUUGACAUUCAAAAUUAAACCUUGGCGGUCUAGAUAUAAAGUGACAUUCAGGUCUGGAAUAUUCAGGAACUAAAAUCUUGAUAGCAAUAAUGUGGAGCUAAAAUCAUUGAAAACAAGGUGGCGAACUGGAAGUUAUUCGUACUUAAGAAUAAAAUUCUUUUAAUGAUAUUGUAAUAUAUGGUGAUCAGUGUUAUUACAAUAUUUUAAAGAUACCAGGAAUUGAAUAUAAAUAUAUUAUUAUGAAUAUGUUUUUGUCGAUGUGAGGAAAUAUAAUUCCUUGUAGCUCCUUUUCAAUGUAUAGAUGAUUAUUAUUCAAUUUUGAGACCAGUAUUGUAAAUGAAGAAAAAUAACUUCUGCAGCUGACUCUACAACCCACAAGAGACUCUCCAGUAUCUGAAGCCCUAUCGCGUCAAACUUCGUUAUCUGCCUCUCUAUCGCUCUUCCAUAUACGUGCGAUAGAGAGACGAUGACGAAAUUUUGAUUAUCGUUUUUCGCGGUAGGCUCUGACCCCUAAAGUUGCCUUAAUACGCCAGGCAGACGACUCAUACAUUGUAUUCUCUGCCAACAUUGUAUUCUGAGAGAUUUCUAGAUUAGCUAAAUUAUUUAUUUUCUUAUAAGAUUUAACCAUUUCGAACUGUUGUUUCUGACGUGUGGGUAAAUUAGAUAUUAGAAUAGGAAAUUACUGGCCAAUUCGAACGUGCGCUGACUUCAAACCGAUAUCAGUAGGGCGCUUGCUCCGAGCAAUUUAUUAGGGUUGGCACAACUUGACGUCCCUAUACAUGCACGACCACAGAUAAGAUAAUGACUUGAAUGUUGACAACCCUAAAUGGCCGAAAGGGAUAGUGCCAUACAUUAGAGAGAGACAGCAUAAUUCGUCCCUACUCGUAGUGCUAUUAUUUAUUCUGUGCCGAUAUUAGAUUGAUAUUGGAAUCGUCGGUUAGCUAUGAUUGGCGUCUCGCUCGCACUAAUACUUGUGAAAUGAACGCACGAAUGACAGCCAGCUAAUAUUUUAAUAUCGGUUUGAUGUCAGUGCACGUUCGAAUUGGUCUGAGAGUAUUGUUUUCCGGCCUACCGCCACGUUAGACGUGUGGCCUCUCUGCGCACUUGUAAAUACGUACGCGUACGUGUGACAGGGAGCCAACACGUCGAAAGUGGUUCGCGGUAGGCCCUCUGUUCUCCUAUUACAGGUUACUCCCAAUAUGACACACCAUUUUACACUACAUAUGGUGCUACUUUGCCGCACUAGUGCGAUAAUUAACACAUUACGUAACUAUGUCGAAAAUUUAAAGGGCUAUAUGUACUUUAAAACGUUGAACGAUGCAUGUGUAAAUAGGUAAUUCGCAAUUCGUGUCGAUUUAAAACACUCCCUUCGGUCGUGUUUUAAUUUAUCGCCACUCAUUUUGAGUUUCCUAUUUUUCGCACUUGUAUCGUAAUGUACUAUUAAUACCUAUUUUUUCGAAGGUUCCGGGUUAACGCGUACUAUCUGUAUGUACAUGUAUAUCGUUCUUAUACUUUUUUUUCUAUAUGUUAAAUGAAUAAUUUGUUAAGUAGAUGUGUUUAGGCAAAGUAUUAAAAUGUAUUUUGCUAUUUGUACCAGUACGAUGAAUGAUUUAUUACUGUAUAUCAAAUAUUAAUGAAUAAUAGGGGCUGUGCUAUUGUUUUCAAAUGAAAUAUAAUUUUAUGUGGUUUAAUGUUACUCGAUUAAUAGUCUGUUGUUAAUGUAAUAUUUUGUGGACAUUCCUAUAAUCACAAUUAUCUUGUUGGAAUAAAGUGUGGUAAAGGUGA
Molecule: messenger RNA, 9919 nt
Organism: Cydia pomonella (codling moth)
Lineage: Eukaryota; Metazoa; Arthropoda; Insecta; Lepidoptera; Tortricidae
Gene: Pi4KIIIalpha
Product: phosphatidylinositol 4-kinase alpha
Exons: 38
Coding region: 378-6686 (2102 amino acids)
Biological process (GO): phosphatidylinositol phosphate biosynthetic process; phosphatidylinositol-mediated signaling
Cellular component (GO): cytoplasm; plasma membrane
Molecular function (GO): 1-phosphatidylinositol 4-kinase activity
Source: RefSeq, a predicted model, not a curated record